Molecule: messenger RNA, 2268 nt
Organism: Actinia tenebrosa (Australian red waratah sea anemone)
Lineage: Eukaryota; Metazoa; Cnidaria; Anthozoa; Actiniaria; Actiniidae
Biological process (GO): detection of mechanical stimulus
Cellular component (GO): membrane
Molecular function (GO): protein binding; calcium channel activity
Source: RefSeq, a predicted model, not a curated record
AUGUUCAGUAUUGACUUUAGCACGACAGCCGUGGCAUUGAUAAUCGGGGACGACCUGCUGUUAAAGCACGAUGACGCAGCGGAUCGUAUUCAAAUCAAAUAUGUCUCAUUUUACAAUCCUGGUAGUACGAGCAUCAAAGUUCUCUACUGCAAUAGAGAAGUCAAAUGCUACAAAGAUGCGAGUCAUUUUUGGCCUUUUGACAAACCAAACGUAGCAGACUUGAUCACAGGAAAGACUUUAACAAGCAAAAUGAAGCAUAUCAAACCAGGCCCAACGUUUUAUAGUAUUACAAGUGCAGCAUUUAGCCUGACAAACAACAAACUGAAUCUCGGUGACUUCGCUGGAAAAUGCCUCAGUAAUCCCAAGUUGUGUACUAAAGGCCUGACCGUAGCCUUCUGGUUUAACGUCGCCAUAGCCAGUACGGGCGUCCAAACAUUAUUAUCAACAGACACUACCUCUCCCGGUAUACAAAUUUACUUCUCUAACGAUGAAGUGCACGCGAAUGUGUACGACAAAACAUAUAAAACAUACGCCAAAAGUACAGCCAAGAAAGGACAAUGGAAUCACGUGACUGUCACGUGGACACCCACAAAUCAGAUGGUUUUGAUGAUCAAUUUUAAUAGUCAGACUAGCGGUUCCACCAGUCCUGACCAGAGGCUGACCGAUACCAACACAAUCUUGACCAUUGGAGCAAAGAAUGAUUUGAGUGGAAGCGCAGAUGCAUCUAUCAGCAGCCUGGUCAUAUGGGAAAAAAGCUUAGAUGGUCACUACAUACAAAAGAUUGGAAUCUGCACAGGUUUUUCUCCAGUUCCGUCGCUGGAGGAAGGCAACUUCUCGAGCAUAAUCGUACCGUACGAUUCACUGACAGCGUCGUCCGAUGUUGGGAACACGAUACUCAAAGGCCAACUGCUCUACGACGAUGGCACUGCUUUAUCAGGUGCGUGGCAGCCAUCACAUACUACUCCCCCCACGUACUUCCAGUUGGACUUCGUAAUGGGUAUGCCAUUGGCCAAGACUGCAACACAGGGCGGUAAUAAUCUGGCCCAAUGGGUGAAAUCUUAUACACUAUCUUACAGCUGGGAUGGACAGGAGUGGACGGAUUAUAAGAUCAGUGGUUCUGUAUACCAUUUCACGGCAAAUUCGGAUAGCAAAAACAUCGUCUCGCAUUUACUCUGCCCUAAAAUCGAAGCAAGACUCAUACGCUUUCAUCCCGUCACCUGGAAUGCGAAUAUAGCGAUGCGCGUUGGACUCUUAGUGGACGGAGAUGCCGUUGACUUCAAGGGCUGCUACAGCAGCGCCUCAAUCGACCUAACAAAACCCAUAAAUGACGUCAACCCGGACGAACUGCAUCCUGGGAAGUGCGUGACGUCAUGCGUCUUUCAAAAUGCAAAGUACGCAGGAUUGUCGCACGAGAACCGUUGCUACUGUUUCGACACGUUGCCUGGUAACGACGUUUCACGGCACAAGUGCAACGACCCUUGCAACGGAGACCCUUCAUUCAAAUGUGGAAGCCUGUUCUAUGUCAAUGUCUAUGGAGUACGCGAAUCAGUCGAUGCCAAUUUCUUGAUAAGUAUACCGAGUAAGGUUAAGCUGUUGACGCCCUUCAAGGUUACGUCGUCAGUUCAUCACAGGUUUUCUGUGGACUUUGGGGAAGGCAUCAUCUUAAUCACCAACAAGUCCGAAAUUUCCUACUUCGCGACAAACGUCAAUAAGAGAACUGUUGUUGCAGACACGUGGACGAGUAAGUAUGGAACUCCAAAGCAGCGUAAAAGUUCCAAGGAGUUAGAAGUCCAAUGGUACCUGAAUGGAUCCAAGAUAUCAUACGAUAAAGUCGUAGAAGCUGGUCAGUCUUAUGCAAUUAACAUCACUGUGAAUGAAGGCAGUGAAUUGAAGAUACUGCGAACAAAGAGUAAUGGAGAACAGCAAUCCUACAGUAUCCCUGAUGCUAUGGUACUAACGACUCUAAAAUUGGACUCCACCUUGACGACUACCACACCCGGCUCCAAUAGUCAGGACAGGUUGUUUGUCCUCUCGAAUAGCGUAUUCAAUAAUAAUGGUAUACUGAAAGCUUUCACAGUUCAUGUGUUGACACCAGGAUUCUCCGUCCCGUGUGUAUCGCGGGAGACAAUACCACUUACUGUUAUUCAACUGGAACAUGCAACUCCUCUGUAUCCCUAUGUACUUUCACGCUGCCCAGCACUAGCCCAUCCUGCUCCUCUGGAAGCGUAUUCUGCGCCUCUACCAGCCUUUGCACACAGAAUAAUCUAG